AUGCGUACAUUAGGACCUGACGGGAGACCACAUUCCCGCCGCCGCCACGACGAAGCUGGUCCCUCUAACCCACCUCAAGAGCCAGCACAGCCGCCUCCGGAGCCACCGCAGCCAGUUGGAUAUCCUGGUGGACCAUCAGAUCUAUCUUUACUUGUUCGUUACCAAGACCAUGUCGCUCGCCGUUUGUGGUACGGACAGGAAAGAGGUCCUAAAAAGGAGCUUAAAGUCGCAGGACAUGGGACAAAGCUCCAGGAAAGAGUGCCUAUGAACCUCCCACCAGAGAUGGAGGCUAUUGUGAAUGAGUCAGGUCUGGCUUCUCUUCAGAGAACUAGUCUGACCAAGAUAGAUGUUAACCUCGUCUCAGCAUUUGUGGAGAGGUGGCAUGUUGAGACAUCGUCAUUUCACAUGUCAUUUGGUGAGAUGACAAUUACAUUGGAUGAUGUUACCUGCCUGCUGCAUUUACCUAUUGGGGGUAUGUUUUGGUAUCCUAAUGAGCACGUCACAGAGGAGGUGGCGGUUGAUCUUGGCUGCGAGUUAUUGGGAGUGGGUAGACGUGCCAUGGCUGAGCAUGUGCGUUCAUGCAGGGGAGCUUAUUACUCACUGCAGUGGUUGUACGACAGAUUUGUGGAGUACCGUGCUGCUGGUAGUUGGGACUUCGCGACCAGGGCAUAUUUGAUGAUGUUGGUAGGUUCUACCAUUUUUGCAGAUAAGACAUUUACUUUGGUUGAGGCCCGGUAUUUGCCACUAUUUAGAGACCUACGUGGGCUCAGUCACUACAGUUGGGCAUCUGCUGCCCUGGUCACUCUUUAUCGCCACCUUGGUGAUACAUCUAUGUUUAGUUGCAAGCAGUUCGGUGGAUAUCCUACUCUGAUUCAGUGUUGGAUACAUGAGUACUUUCCUACACUGGGAAGGAAAGGAGAAAAUUGGCGGCCAUCUGAGAACCUUGGGCUUCCGCGGGCGAUGAGAUUGUCCUACAUGCAAGGAGCCAUCAAGGUGGAUGCGUAUAGACCGAUAUUGGACGAGCUGACACCUAUAGAUGUCAUAUGGCGCCCAUUUGAGGAUCAUAGACCUCAUCGAGCUUUUAACGAGUUAUCUCUGUACAGAGGUUUUCUCGUUUGGGGUGAGUUACAUGUGCUAUACUUACCUGACAGGUGUCUUCGGCAGUUUGGUUAUUGUCAGUAUAUUCCGCCUGCACCUCCUGCUGAUACGCUCAGCAAUGAUGAGAUUGCUGUGGAGUGGAUUGCUUAUGUCCAGAGCGUGACAAAUGUGAUUAGAGAUACACAGCCAGUGGGAUACCCUCAUGAGACAGUUGAUGGAUAUUUAGAGUGGUAUUACCGCGUUUCGCAUCCUCAGGUGGUGCCUCCCCCACCUAGUGCGCGUAGAGAGGUUGCAGUUCCUGUCUUUGAGGCAGGACCAGCUGAUCCGGAUUGGGCUCGUGCCUCCACAUUGGUGCACCGUUAUCUCCGGCAGGUAGUGGCAGAGGAGGAUGAUGUCACAUAUGCUGAUUUAUUUGAGGUGUUACGCAUCGCCCGUGAGCAUUGA
Molecule: messenger RNA, 1542 nt
Organism: Vicia villosa (hairy vetch)
Lineage: Eukaryota; Viridiplantae; Streptophyta; Magnoliopsida; Fabales; Fabaceae
Product: protein MAIN-LIKE 1-like
Exons: 3
Coding region: 1-1542 (513 amino acids)
Biological process (GO): meristem development; meristem maintenance
Source: RefSeq, a predicted model, not a curated record